GCAAUGUUCUUUAUAAAAAUAUUAUUGUGCUAAUGCUAUUGUGUAAUUUCUAUGAUGCAAGGAUUGUUUAAAAUAAAAAAGUUGCAGAUAUAUGUUUUAAUUUUCUUUGUUUCGUCGCGUGUUCAUACGCUGUUCUGACCAAUUAAAAUAAGAAUUUUAAACAUACACGAAACACACAUAUAGGAUGUAAAAUUAUGUCAAUAAACACGUUUUUAGGAUUGCAGUUUUUAUUGUGAAAUAUUGACGAGAUCGUAAUUCCACACACAAUAAUGGGCAAUAACGUUUCCAUUCAAGAUAGCAUCCGUAACAAAGAAGGUCCAGAACCUUGGUUCAUGUCAACGUAUCUUCCAAAGAAUGGAAACCUGAGUAUGGUAUACAGUGCGGAGUAUGACCUUUACUAGAACAACAAAUCGGAACUAGCAAAAGUUGCAAAACAUCCCCAUGUUCCCAAGCGCGUAAUCAAUUAUAACAUUACAGACGAUAAACUCAUAGAAUCUAUGUGUAAGGAAAUAUUACUCGAUCGGUUGGUGUCUUUAAAGGUGAUAAUUGAAACACUUUUAAGUCGUGGGGCACAAUCACACAGUGACGUUACGCUGACAGAUGCUGACAAAGUGAAGAUAAUGUACUUUUGGCUAUCGCUACAAAUUGCAAGGACUACACCGGUUUCGAUAUCAGCAGAUCGCUAUUCUUUUGCGUAUCAGAUAAAUCAAAUAAGACACUCCAGAAACACAUGCGCUGUCCUGUUUGCUUUAAUGUGUUUCUGCGCAAAGAUUCCAUGUGUGAUCAUUAAAGGCUUCGUUAAAGGCGGUAGCUACUAUCCCCAAGAGAAAAUGAAGGAAAAAUAUACACGAGAAUGGAAUGCAGUACUAGUAGAUGGGCAUUGGAGGCUCGUUGACGUUCUUUGGGGCUCUGGGGAAACAGUGGACACCCGAUAUCUCUUUCCUGAUCCGGAAAAGUUGAGGUUUACACAUUUUACCGAUCGUGUCAAGUGGCAGUUAGUUGUCGAACCAACGACACAAUUAGCAUUUGAAGCACAGGCGUUCAUUAAACCUAGAUUCUUUGAAUUAAAUAUGAAAAUGAUGUCUGAUAAGCACGGAGUAAUUAUCUGUCAGGAAGGUGAACUCGAGUUAUGCUUUCAACUUGACAGUUCUCAAGCUUCGAAACAGGAAUUUAAAUUGCUGGCAAAAUAUUAUAAUGAAGAAAAAAUGUGGGAGCUGGAAAAGCUUGAUAAUAACAAUCUAAAGAUUGAUUUUAUUCAUAAACGUUUGGUGGCAGAUCACAACCUUCAUGACAUGGAUUCAAAGACGGACUUGGAUGGAGAAUCUCAGAUUUCCAGCGCUUCGAUAUUGUCAAUUACUGUUCGGUUCCCGAGAGCUGGAUUGUACAAAAUUGAAAUUUGUGGUCGAUCAAAUGAUGUAUUUACAGAGUUUGACUGGAUUGCAAUUUAUAAUGUUCAAGUUAAAAUGGUCCACGAUUGGCUGGUAUUCUUUCCGAGGGUAGACAAGAUCGGAUGGGGUCCUAACUCUUAUCUCGAAGAAUGUGGACUCAAAGCACUAUCACACAUCGGUGGUGAGAUCAUCUGUAUUGCUGGAAAGAGUUUGGAGGUCAAAUUCGGACUUCUUCCGAACGCAAGAACUAGGAAUGUAUCAUUACGUUUCAAGUUACAGGAUGUAGUCAACCAGUAUGACGAGCAUCCCGAAGAAGAUAAUAGUAAUGCCACAUAUGGUGGCAACAGUUCAUUUUCCCCAUCUAAAGAUGGUGACAUCGUUAUACAGAUACCAAUUAAACAAGUUUCCGAAAUGAUUCUGAACAUUUAUGCAACACUGAAUGCAACUGAUAAAGGGCACGUGAUUAACUAUAGAGUUAUAGCUAAAUUAGACCCAAAGCAUAAAAUGGAAGAAUUUCGUGCUGAAAUUAUUGGAAGGCUCAAUGAGUGUGUCAAAGGCUUAGAUAUAAAGCUAUUGACACAGGCUCUCAAUGAAGCGCGUGCGAGUGGUCUACACCGCGACAGAAAGGUCGUCGACAUAUUUCGAAAGGCCUGUGCCAGACACAGGUACUUGUCUAGGUAUUUGAAGUGCCUAAAAGCUAUUGAACAAAUCAGCAAUACUGAUAUUGCAUCUCUCAGGUCAAUGAACCGACCAGAUGAUCGGCUAGUAUGCGUUCUUCGUGCAACACUGGUACUUCUUGGCGAAGACCCGUCCAGGAUCGUGACUUGGGAGGACAUUCAACCACAUCUGACAAUUCUAGGUCCGAAAAACUUAAAUAGACGGCUGAAGAAUUUCGAAAUAACCGACGCCGAUAUUCACAGCCGUAUACAAAAGGUCGAGUCGCUCUUAGGGGACAAACAUAUAGAUCUUGUCGAAAUUCUUGGAGUAAGUAGAGAAGCGGCUGCAUUCGCGCACUGGAUAGACAAUAUUUUCCAAUUAUACAAACUAAAGUUUUUGGAUCGCUAGUGAACUGUUAUAGAGAAAUAUAUUAUUUUCAUUAAAUAGUUAUGUUUUAAAGGUCUUACAAUCUUCUAGAAUGAAGCUGUACGCAAUAAACAAAAGCGUACUUGACACUACGUGCUACAUUUGACGAUAUUAUCACAUGUAAUCAUAUUGAAACAACAUAUUACAUUAGUAUGUUCAUAUUCAAUAUUUUAGUCAUUGUAUAUGUGAAAUGAAAUUAAGUCAGUAUUUUGAUACUGCUGACUAGAUGCGCGCGCAUCUAAUAUUGCCCGCUAGAAUGUUAGUUAUUUGUAACAUGUGUGCAAGUUUUACAACGCAAAGAUUUUUCGAGUACUGUUUCCUUUGUUUACAAAAAUGUCGUCUGUUCAAUUUGGUUUUAAUUGUACAUUGUGUAUUCUUGUUUUACACCGGUGCAUAUUAUUAAUAGUAACUGAUAAAUAUUGAUGGAAUUUA
Messenger RNA from Dreissena polymorpha, 2903 nucleotides. RefSeq names its product lim and transglutaminase domain protein ltd-1-like. The record is from RefSeq and is a predicted model, not a curated record. Lineage: Eukaryota; Metazoa; Mollusca; Bivalvia; Myida; Dreissenidae. Bases 498 to 2453 code for a protein of 651 amino acids. The transcript has 2 exons.